Notolabrus celidotus (New Zealand spotty) is the source of this 1020-nucleotide messenger RNA. RefSeq names its product cyclin-G-associated kinase-like. Gene Ontology annotation, molecular function: protein serine/threonine kinase activity; ATP binding; AP-2 adaptor complex binding. Gene Ontology annotation, biological process: positive regulation of Notch signaling pathway; protein phosphorylation; regulation of clathrin-dependent endocytosis. Gene Ontology annotation, cellular component: cytoplasm. The transcript has 8 exons. Lineage: Eukaryota; Metazoa; Chordata; Actinopteri; Labriformes; Labridae. The record is from RefSeq and is a predicted model, not a curated record. Bases 265 to 1020 code for a protein of 251 amino acids.
UUCAGCGUCACAUGACUGAAUCGUGCCCCGACGUCAUCACCCUUCACGGAAGUCAGCGCAGUGAUGGUGGCGGCCUCGUCAGCCUAGCAUCAGGAAGAGGAUGUUUGUUUCCAGUGAAAGGAUAAAAUCACCUGUUUAUCGGCCUUUUUGACAAAUUAAAACAACCGCAAAGUGUUUCUGUCCAACCUACUGGGCUUUAGACAGCGCGAUCCCUUCACCUGGAGCCGCCCUCUGUGAGUCUGAAGCAGGGCGCUGGGGAGGAAAAUGUCCCUGUUCCAGUCGGCAUUGGAUUUCCUAGCCGGGCCCGGCUCGGUCGGGGCUGCCAGCCGGGACCAGAAUGACUUCGUCGGACAAGUCGUUGAGCUCGGUGACAUGAAACUGAGGAUAAAGAGGGUGAUCGCAGAAGGUGGAUUCGCCUUUGUGUAUGAAGCUCAGGACAUGAGCGGUGGUAAAGAUUAUGCCCUCAAGAGGUUGCUUUCCAAUGAGGAGGAGAAGAACAAGGAAAUCAUACAGGAAGUCUGCUUCAUGAAAAAGCUGUCAGGCCAUCCCAACAUGGUUCAGUUCUGCUCGGCCGCCUCCAUCAGCAAGGAGGAGUCAGACACCGGACAGGCCGAGUUCCUGAUCCUCACUGAGCUGUGUAAAGGUCAGCUGGUGGACUUUAUAAAGCGAGUGGAGCAGAGAGCUCCCCUGUCAUGUGACACCGUGCUGAAAGUCCUUUACCAGACGUGCCGCGCCGUGCAGCACAUGCACAAACAGAAGCCUCCAAUCAUCCACAGAGACCUCAAGAUUGAAAACCUCUUGAUUAGUAACCAGGGCACCAUCAAGCUGUGUGACUUUGGCAGCGCCACAACGGUGUCACAUUACCCCGACUACAGCUGGUCUGCACAGAAGAGAUCUAUGGUGGAGGAUGAGAUCACGAGAGACACCACUCCUGCUUACCGAACACCAGAGAUGAUCGAUCUUAUACUCCACUUCCCCAUCAACGAGAAACAGGACAUCUGGGAUGGAGAGAACAGCUAG